AUGGCUGACGCUAAGUUCUGCAAGGACAAAGAGCCACAUUCCCCACUUCAUGAAUACCAUCAGCUUGGAGAUGUUACAGUUGGUUUCAUUACAUCUCAGGGAUACAUCAUUGAUGAUGCAAACACCUUCAAUAUGGAACCACCACUAACAAUGCCAGAUGAAAUUAUGUAUGAAACUGGCAUUCUACAUUUAUUCUGUAAUUUCUAUGAAUUUUUCUUAGCAGUUACAGCCUUAUCCUACGUCUUGGAGAACUUUGUCCCCAAUUUCAAAUGUGGCACCCAGAAUAAUCUGAUGGCAGUCCUUGGAGGACUGGAUCCAGAUGUCUCCCUUUAUAUAGCCACUGUCUUGGAAAUCUACAAAAUUCCACAGCUCAUAUAUGGCUCUCCUCCAGUGAUGGAGGAUAAAACCCCAGGUCUGCCUUUCUAUCAGAUGGUGCCUCGAGAAUCCAUCCAAUAUGCAGGGAUUCUCUCUUUGCUUCUGCAUUUCAGAUGGUUGUGGAUUGGCAUCAUUGCUAUGGAUAAUGAUAAUGGAGAAAGAUUUCUACAAAGAGUUGUUCCCCUGUUUUCCCAGAGUGGUAUUUGUUUUUCCUUUAUAGAAAAAAUUUUAAAACCAUCUUUUGAUACAGAUGGAAGAGAAAAAAUGCUACGUGGGGCAAAAAUACGGGAUAAAAUCAUGCUCAGUGAAGCCAAUGUAUUAGUGGCCAAUGGAGAUUCUUAUUCCAUGGCUUUUUUUAGGUGGCUUCCUUAUCUAUCAGAAUUAGAAGAUAUUACUAAUAAUCCAAAAAGUAAGGUGUGGAUAGUAACAGCCCAGGUGGAACUCACAUCAUUUGUCUUCCAAAAAGAUUGGGAUUCAAGACUUUUCCAUGGGGCCUUGUCCUUCGGAAUACACUCCAAUGAUCUACCAGAUUUUGAGCUAUUUCUUAAAAAUAAAAUCCCAUCAAGCAAUAACCGAGAUGGUUUUAUCAUGGACUUCUGGCAACAGGCCUUUGGCUGUGUGUUCCCAAAUCCAAGCCUGGGCAAAGUGGAAGGAGAGAUUUGCACAGGGGAAGAGGACCUGGAGAGCCUUCCAGCAACUUUCUUUGAAAUGCAAAUGACCAGUCACAGCUACAAUGUCUACAAUGCUGUUUAUGCAGUGGCCCAUGCUUUAAAUGACAUGUUUUCAGCUACAGGACUCAAACAUAAGGGAAAAGGAACUGCGAAUGAAGUGGAAGUUAAGGAUCAUCUCUUGUGGCAGCUCCACGAGUUUCUGAGAGCCGUCUCCUUCAACAACAGUGCUGGGGAAACCAUUUCUUUUAACCAGGAUGGAGAGUUGGUAGCUGGGUUUGACGUGAUCAACUGGAUUGUUUCCUCCAACCAGUCCUUUCAGCGGGUGAAAGUUGGGAGGGUGGACCCCCAGGCCCCUCCAGGCAGAGUGUUCACCCUCAAUGAGGACACUAUAACAUGGCACAGCUGGUUUAACCAGGUACAACCAGUCUCUCUGUGCAGUGAGAGUUGCAUUCCAGGUUCCAGGAAGAAAAUGAGGGAGGGGCAGCCAUUCUGUUGCUAUGAUUGCAUCCCAUGUCCUUCAGGGAAGAUUUCAAGCAAGAAGGAUAUGAAUGACUGCUAUAAAUGUGCAAAUGAAGACUAUCCUAGUAAGACUCGGGAUUUCUGCAUCCCCAAAACUGCAACCUUCCUGUCUUUUGAAGAACCUUUGGGACUCUGUUUAGGAUUGGCUGCUGUUUCCUUUGCUCUGAUUACAGCCUCCGUGCUUGGCAUCUUUCUGAAGCACCACAGCACUCCCAUUGUCAUCGCCAACAACCGGGACCUCACCUACAUUCUCCUCAUCUCCCUCCUGCUCUGCUUUCUAUCGGCCUUGCUCUUUAUUGAUCGGCCUGGGAAAGUCUUGUGUCUCCUUUCCCAAACCACUUUUAGUAUAACCUUCUCAGUGGCUGUUUCUUGUGUGCUGGCAAAAACCAUCAUAGUUGUUCUGGCUUUUCUGGCCACCAAACCAGGAUCCAUGCUGAGAAAAUGGGUGGGGAAAAGGCUUACUAAUUCCAUUGCUCUUUCCUGUUCUCUUAUCCAAUCAGGCAUAUGCAUUAUAUGGCUGUCAACCUCUCCCCCCUUCCCAGAUGUUGACAUGCAUUCAAUGGAGGACCAAAUUGUUCUGCAAUGUAACCAAGGUUCUGUGACUAUGUUUUAUUGUGUGCUGAGCUAUCUGGGCUUUUUGGCCAUGGUGAGUUUCACUGUAGCCUUUUUUGCCAGGAAGUUACCAGAAGCUUUUAAUGAAGCCAAGUUUAUUACAUUCAGUAUGUUGGUCUUCUGCAGUGUUUGGUUAUCCUUUGUUCCUACCUACCUGAGCACAAAAGGAAAGUAUAUGGUAGCUGUGGAGAUCUUCUCCAUCUUAGCCUCCAGUGCUGGACUGCUGGGUUGCAUUUUUGUCCCCAAGUGUUUUAUUAUCUUGUUGAGGCCUCAGUUGAACAACAGGAAACAGCUGAUAAAUUAA
This is a messenger RNA of Candoia aspera, 2481 nucleotides long. Its product is annotated as vomeronasal type-2 receptor 26-like. The transcript has 6 exons. NCBI's taxonomy places the organism in Eukaryota, Metazoa, Chordata, Lepidosauria, Squamata, Candoiidae. The coding region runs from base 1 to 2481 and encodes 826 amino acids. The record is from RefSeq and is a predicted model, not a curated record. Gene Ontology annotation, biological process: G protein-coupled receptor signaling pathway. Gene Ontology annotation, molecular function: G protein-coupled receptor activity. Gene Ontology annotation, cellular component: plasma membrane.